AUGCCCUCCUCAGAUCGAGCCACGCUGCUGUCGGCUGCCCAGGCCUUUUGCACUUCCUUUGCUCGCAAAGAGGCUCCCGACAAGAUCUUUAGCCACUUCUCGAGCUCCGAUGAUGUCCUUGCCCUGGAACAUGGCCUGCCCCAGCUGGCACCCUUCUUGGGGCGCGAGUUCCGCGGGCAGAAGGGCCUGCACGAGUACUUUACUCUUCUGGCCUCCAACUUGACUUACGAAAAUAUGCGCUUCAGUAAUUUUGUGGUCGAUCCACUUGUCUCCAAAGUGUCAGUCCGCGGAGAAGCCAAGUUCACUUGGACCGAGACUGGUCAAUCUUGGGACGAAGUCUUCACCUACGUCCUGGAGUUUGACGAGCAAGCCAGGGUCAAAGUUUACGAGGUAUGGGCUGACAGCGGUGCUGCCUACUUGGCCCGUAAAGGCCAACUGGGAUCGUAA
This is a messenger RNA of Fonsecaea erecta, 447 nucleotides long. RefSeq lists its product as hypothetical. The transcript is spliced from 2 exons. Lineage: Eukaryota; Fungi; Ascomycota; Eurotiomycetes; Chaetothyriales; Herpotrichiellaceae. Bases 1 to 447 code for a protein of 148 amino acids. The record is from RefSeq and is a predicted model, not a curated record.